Xenopus tropicalis (tropical clawed frog) is the source of this 3591-nucleotide messenger RNA. RefSeq names its product transportin 3 (gene tnpo3). Gene Ontology annotation, molecular function: small GTPase binding. The transcript has 24 exons. NCBI's taxonomy places the organism in Eukaryota, Metazoa, Chordata, Amphibia, Anura, Pipidae. The coding region runs from base 39 to 2840 and encodes 933 amino acids. Gene Ontology annotation, biological process: intracellular protein transport; nuclear export; protein import into nucleus. The record is from RefSeq and is a predicted model, not a curated record. Gene Ontology annotation, cellular component: nuclear envelope; cytoplasm.
AGGGUUCUCUGAAACCUCAUUUGAACAAGAAGCGAGAUAUGGAGGGGAAGCCCGGCCUGCAGACGGUAUAUCAGGCUGUGCAGGCCCUGUACCACGACCCGGACCCAAGUGGCAAAGAGAGGGCCUCGCUAUGGCUGGGGGAGCUGCAGAGAUCGGUCUAUGCUUGGGAGAUUGCAGAUCAGCUUCUACAGAUACAUCAGGAUGUGGAAUCAUGCUAUUUUGCAGCACAGACAAUGAAAGUGAAGAUCCAGACCUCUUUCUAUGAAUUACCUUCAGACUCUCAUGUCUCCCUGAGGGACUCUCUGUUGUCACAUAUCCAGAACUUGAAAGACAUGUCUCCAGUCAUUUUAACUCAGCUAGCUUUGGCAAUUGCAGAUCUGGCCCUGCUGAUGGCUUCCUGGAAAGGCUGUGUGCAGACACUUGUAGAAUCGUACAGUAAUGAUGUUACAUCAUUGCCCUUCCUGCUGGAAAUUCUUACAGUACUCCCUGAAGAAGUUCACAGCCGAUCAUUGCGCAUCGGGGCCAAUCGGCGUGCAGAGAUUAUAGAGGACUUGGCUUACUAUUCCAGCACUGUUGUAUCACUUUUGCUGUCAUGUGCCGAGAAAGCUGGAGAUAAUGAGAAGAUGCUGAUAAAGAUUUUCAAAUGCUUGGGCAGUUGGUUUAAUUUGGGAGUCCUUGACAGUAAUUUUAUGGCUAAUAAUCGCCUCUUACUGCUGCUUUUUCAGGUUCUGCAACAAGAUCGGACACCAACCAACCUUCAUGAAGCUGCAUCUGAUUGUGUCUGUUCUGCCCUCUAUGCCAUUGAAAAUGUAGAAAGUAAUCUCCCACUUGCAACCCAACUUUUUCAGGGUGUUCUUACCCUUGAAACCGCAUAUCACAUGGCUGUGGCUCGUGAGGACAUAGACAAGGUGCUGAAUUAUUGUCGGAUUUUUACUGAACUAUGUGAAACCUUCUUAGAGAAGAUUGUGACAACACCAUGUCGUGAUCUGGGAGACUUGAGGACCCUAGAGCUUCUCCUGAUUUGUGCGGGACACCCUCAGUAUGAGGUAGUUGAAAUCUCCUUCAAUUUUUGGUAUAGACUGGGAGAGCACUUGUACAAAAUGACUGAUGCUGUCAUACACGGUAUCUUCAAACCCUUUAUUCAGAGGCUUCUCCAUGCUUUGGCAAGACACUGCCAGCUUGAACCUGACCAUGAGGGUGUCCCUGAGGAAACAGAUGACUUUGGCGAAUUCCGUUUGCGAGUAUCUGACUUGGUUAAAGAUUUAAUCUAUCUGGUGGGCUCCAUGGAAUGUUUCUCCCAGCUCUAUUCUACUCUAAAAGAUGGAAAUCCACCUUGGGAAGUGACAGAAGCUGUGCUGUUUAUUAUGGCAGCCAUUGCUAAGAGUAUUGAUCCAGAGAAUAAUCCUACACUGGUGGAGGUGCUGGAGGGAGUAGUGAGACUGCCUGAAUCUGUGCAUAUUGCUGUGCGUUACACUAGCAUUGAACUUGUAGGGGAAAUGAGCGAAGUGGUGGACAGAAACCCUCAGUUCCUUGAUCCUGUACUCGCCUACUUAAUGAAAGGCCUGUUUCAGCCAUCACUGGCUUCUCCCUCUGCCAAAGCCAUUCAGAAUAUAUGCUCCGUAUGCCGGGAUCACAUGGCACUGCACUUUAAUGGGCUUCUUGAGAUUGCUCGGUCUCUGGAUUCUUUCACUCUGCAUCCUGAUGCCGCUGUAGGACUUCUAAAAGGUACUGCACUCGUCCUGGCCCGUCUGCCCCUGGAGAAGAUUUCUGAGUGCCUAAGUGAGCUGUGUUCUGUUCAGGUGAAUUCACUUAAGAGGCUUCUGUCCCAAGACCCUAACAAUGGCCUUUCUUCUGAUCCUACAUUGUUUUUGGACAGACUAGCAGUCAUUUUCAGGACAUUCUCCCAGAAGGAUAUUGGCUUGUUCAGGCAUACCAACCCUAUAGUGGAGAAUGGACAGACCCACCCGUGCCAAAAAGUCAUCCAGGAAAUCUGGCCUGUGUUGUCAGAAACCAUGAACAAGCACCGCGCUGACAAUCGAAUUGUUGAGCGCUGUUGCCGAUGCCUUCGUUUUGCUGUGCGCUGUGUAGGGAAAGGAUCUGCUGCGCUCCUCCAACCAUUAGUAACACAGAUGGUAGAGGUGUACCAUAUUCACCAGCACUCAUGCUUCCUGUACCUUGGCAGUAUCCUAGUGGAUGAAUAUGGAAUGGAGGAGGGCUGUCAGCAGGGACUGUUGGAUAUGUUACAGGCUUUAUGUGUCCCAACGUUUCAACUACUGGAGCAGCAAAAUGGUCUCCGAAAUCACCCAGACACUGUAGAUGAUCUAUUCCGACUGUUUACCAGGUUCGUACAGCGCUGUCCCAUCGUCCUGCUGCGCAGUCAGGUUGUGAUCCAUGUGUUGCGGUGGGCUAUAGCUGCCUCUACACUAGACCACCGGGAUGCCAACUGUAGCGUCAUGAAGUUCCUGCGUGAUCUAAUACACACCGGGGUGUCCAAUGAUCAUGAAGAAAACUUUGAGAUUCGUAAGGACUUAAUCCAACAAGUUCUGACUCAAGUAGGGCAGCAGUUGGUAAGCCAGCUUAUCCAUGCUUGCUGCUUCUGCCUUCCACCCUACACGCUCCCUGAUGUGGCAGAGGUUCUCUGGGAAGCUAUGGUCUUUAAUAGGCCGACAUUUUGUCGUUGGUUGGAAGCUUCUCUGAAGAACUUACCAAAGGACAUGGCAGUGGGAGCAGCAACAGUCACACACAAACAAUUAACAGAUUUCCACAAACAAGUCACAAGUGCUGAGGAAUGUAAACAGGUAUGUUGGGCUCUGAGAGAUUUCACCAGGUUAUUCCGAUAGCUGUGCUCCCUCGUAAGGCCUGCCUUCAUAGCGAUGGCAGGUUACCCAGUCUACUCAGAUGGCACCUUCAGAGAACCAUUGUGGAACGGCUUCUAUAACCCCCUAGUGUGUGUCAUGCCAAAAGGGGGACGCAGAGCAAUAGUCAGCGAAAUGAAUAUCAGGCGAGCUUUGAGGAAAGCGUCCCUGUGUUACGUGUGCUGAAGAAUCUAAAAUGAAAACUGGGAAAAAAAGAGCUUUAAAGUUUAAACCCUUCACUUCUGAACAGGGUCAAUGUUCCGUACAGAGCUGUGGUGAAUUGCAAUGGCCAUAAGACGAAGCCACUCUGUCCUCUUCCACAGCAAUAAGGCAAUCUGUGAGCAGCCAGCCAGCCAGCUGUACACUGGCAAGGGAUUCCCCCAGUAGAGCCGGGUAUUCCUAGACCUCGGGGAUGAAGGGGUUCUCAAAGCAGUGUGGGGUCCCUGGGCACCGCAUUAGAAUUUUGAGAUGGGAUGAAUCAGGUAAAGGAGGUGGGGAUAAAGGGGUUAGAGCUUUCCUUGAUGGACUCGUUUUAAAAUAAAAAAAAUAAACAAAAUAUAAAGAAAAAAAGAAAAAGGAAUAAAAUGAAAAAAAAAAAGAAAAUACAGCCGUUUAAAUAUCAAUGGCCGAUGGAGUUGGGAUUUGCGUGGCAGCAAACAGAAAAACUGAAAUAAUGGAGCUAAACUUUCUGUGAAAUGAAACAAGACAAACGUGCAAAAUAAAAUUUAAAAAAUGA